Phasianus colchicus (ring-necked pheasant) is the source of this 3460-nucleotide messenger RNA. It is a transcript of the gene STXBP3, whose product is annotated as syntaxin binding protein 3. Gene Ontology annotation, biological process: vesicle-mediated transport. NCBI's taxonomy places the organism in Eukaryota, Metazoa, Chordata, Aves, Galliformes, Phasianidae. The record is from RefSeq and is a predicted model, not a curated record.
GCGAGGGUCUCGCCGCGCUGCUCUUUCGCGCCCGUCCGGGGGUCGGCGUUACGGCGGCCUCGCCGUUCUGACGCAGCUGAGGCGGGGGGAGCCGAGCCGAACGGAAGCUGGGCGGCGGCGGGAGAGCGCUGCCGGGACCGGGUGCCUCUGUGCGGAGCCCGGCAGGGCCGCCGUGCGCUCGUCCUCCGCCGCCUCGGGUCGGGGCGGCUCGGGCGGGAAGGGCUCUGACGCCGCCGAGGCGAGGCGGACCCGGCCGGGUUCCGCCGCCUAGGUGAGGUGCGGCGGAAGUCACCUUCCCACGCGCUUCCCUUCCUUCGGAGCCGGCGGCUCGGGAGCGGCUCUUGUGUUCCUGGCGGAGCUGCGGGAGCUCCGGCUGUGUGUCGGGAGGCGGCCGCGCCUUCCUGUCCCGGCAGCCGGCGGGCCCUGCGAGAGCCGCUCUGUGCCCUGGGCCGGUGCUGCUUAGCGCUGCUGUUCCGAGGUAGUGCGGGUUUGUACGAGGGGCGGUUCUAGACUGAGUCUGAGCAGAGAAAACAAGUGGAAAAGGUUAUUGCGUCCAAGUUGAUCGUCAGUUAUGCUGCUCACACGUAUUUUGAGGGGAGAGUAAUUAAAAAAAGAAAAAAAAGGAGGGAGCAAAGAAGAAAAAACUGCUUGUGGACUUCUUAAAAAAACCAUCGAUAUUCCUGAUGGCUCAGUAUUUUUGCAACUUCGUUUCCCAGAACAGUUGCUUAUGGAGAAGUUGCAGUCCAGAGCUGAAGUCUGCAAUAUUUGAUGACUGUAGGAAAGAGGAUGAAUGGAAGGUAAUUCUUUUAGAUGAUUACACUACUAAAUUACUGUCACUGUGCUGCAAAAUGUCUGAUCUACUAGCAGAGGGUAUCACAGUGGUGGAGAACGUGUAUAAAAACCGAGAGCCUGUUCCACACAUGAAAGCAAUAUAUUUCAUAACUCCAACCAAAAAGUCUGUAGAUGGUCUUAUUGAUGACUUCAUCAGCAAAUCAUCCAGCAGAUACAAAGCAGCAUACGUCUAUUUCACUGACACUUGUCCUGACAACCUCUUCAAUAAAAUUAAGUCUUCCUGCGCCAGAUCAAUAAGGAGAUGCAAGGAAAUCAGUGUUUCCUUCUUCCCAUAUGAAUCUCAGGUAUUUACCCUCAAUGUCCCAGAUGCAUUCUAUUGCUGUUACAGUCCAACUCUUGAAAAUACAAAGGAUAAAGAUGCUGUGAUGGAAGCAAUGGCUGAACAAAUUGUUACCUUGUGUGCCACUCUAGAAGAAAAUCCAGGAGUGCGAUGUAAAAGCACACCUUUAGGUAAUGCCAGCAGACUUGCACAGCUUGUUGAGAAGAAGCUUGAGAACUACUACAAAACUGAUGAGCAAAGCCAAAUAAAGGCUAAAACCCACUCACAAUUAAUAGUAAUCGACCGAGGCUUUGACCCAGUAUCAACUGUCCUUCAUGAACUCACGUUCCAGGCUAUGGCAUAUGAUCUACUGCCAAUUGAAAAUGAUACUUACAAAUACAAAGCAGAUGGGAAGGAAAAGGAAGCAAUUCUGGAAGAAGAUGAUGAGCUCUGGGUGAAGAUUCGGCACAAGCAUAUUGCAGAUGUAAUAGAUGAAAUAUCUCAACUGUUGAAAGAAGUUUCAUCAAAGAAGAAAGCAACAGAAGGGAAAUUAACGUUAUCCAGUCUGGCCCACUUAAUGAAGAAGAUGCCACAAUAUCGUAAAGAGAUCACUAGGCAAGUUGUCCAUCUUAACAUAGCAGAAGACUGCAUGAGCAAGUUCAAAGCUAACACAGAAAGGCUUUGUAAAACUGAACAGGAUUUGGCUCUUGGAACUGAUGCAGAAGGUCAAAAAGUGAAAGACUCCAUGAGAGUCCUCUUUCCGGUUCUGCUCAACAAAAGUCAUGACAGCUAUGACAAAAUUAGAGCUAUUCUCCUGUAUAUCUUCAGCACAAAUGGAACUACCCAGGAGAACUUGGACAAGCUGAUCCAGAAUGUACAAAUAGAAAGUGAUAGUGAUAUGAUAAGAAACUGGGAAUACCUUCAUGUUCCUAUUAUCUCUUCAUCAUCUGUUCAGCAACAAAAGCAACCAAGGAGGGACCGCUCUUCUGAAGAAACUUUUCAACUCUCUAGGUGGACACCUCUUAUAAAAGAUGUUAUGGAGGAUGCUAUAGAAAACAAACUGGAUUCAAAAGAGUGGCCUUAUUGUUCCCAGUGUCCUCCUACCUGGAAUGGCUCGGGAAUAGUAAGUGCUCGCCAGAAGCCUAAAGCUAGUUAUCAAGAUGAGCGAAGGAGUAAUGCAAGAUUGAUUUUAUUUGUGAUUGGAGGAAUUACGUACUCGGAGAUGCGCUGCGCUUACGAAGUUUCUCAAGCCUACAAGUCUUGUGAAGUUAUCAUUGGUUCUACACAUGUUUUGACACCUAGAAGACUACUGGAUGAAAUCAAGAGCCUUAAUAAACCGAAGGAUAUGGUCUGCAUUAAGGAUGAGUAGGAAUGGCCAUGCUUAUGAUGCUUCAGGCAUCAAAAAACCAGUAUGGAACACGUACAUGUUUUCACACUGCUGACUCUUCCAGUUAGUGUAGUGGGACACAGUAUGUUUCUGACUAAUUGAAUGUCACUUUAAAUUAUGAAGUUGCUGCUUUUUGGGGGGGAAGUAGAAGGCAGAAGGGAAAAAAUAAUCAGGGUGUGCUUUUUGAGAAGGUUUUGUUCAUUCCUAAUAAAUUAUAUGAAAGUUGUUCAGAUUAUAUAUGAACUGUAAUUGUUUUUGAAAACUGUGAAACAUUUUUGUAAUAGUUGAUUUCUAAAACUGACUGAAUUAAAAAGGGUCUAGGCACUUAAAGGCUUCAGAUGAAAGUCUGCAAAUAGAAGUGCUAAAACAUUCCACAGAAGUGCUAAGACAUUCCACACAAGUGCAAUGUCUCUGACAUUGUCUCUGACAUUGUCUAUGUAAGAUAACUCACUGGAAACAUCAAUUAUAUGUCAUUAAAAUACUUUUUUUUUUUUCAAAUGGUAGUGGGUAAGGUAGAAAUAUAAUCAUGGACAUAUCGAGCAGUUCUGAUUUCAAUAAAUAGCUUUGGAUAAAUGCAGUUAAUUGUGGACCAAAGUAUGCUGUACAUUCAAGUAUGUACAGAAAUUAUUACUAAAGCUUCUCAAAUACAAUUUCUUAUAAACUCCUUUUUUGUCUACAUAGUCCAUCUAUUUAAGAAAUGAAAUUCCCUAUGACAGUAUUCUACUGGUUCCCAAACAAUGUUAAAAAAAAAAAAAAGAAGCUUAAAUUUCUGGGGCAGAGGGAGAAGAGAUGAGAGGAAAAGAAGGGAAAGCAGAUGGUUAAUCUUUGUCAGUACUUGAUUUUUUUUAAUAAAGAAAAGAGCAAGCUAUCAUCACAACAUGAUCUAUUUAGAGAAUUUACUGUUCUCUUCUUUGUGUAUAUAUGUUUGUGUUGAAGUGGAUCGAAUAAAUUGUAUUCUAUAA